This is a messenger RNA of Hydra vulgaris (swiftwater hydra), 982 nucleotides long. RefSeq lists its product as uncharacterized. The record is from RefSeq and is a predicted model, not a curated record. Lineage: Eukaryota; Metazoa; Cnidaria; Hydrozoa; Anthoathecata; Hydridae.
CGCAUGUAUGUGUACAUAUAUAUUCAAUGUAAAUAUAUUUCUAAUUAAAUCCUGUAUAAAUAAAUUCUUAUAUAUCUGUGGCCUUCGGUCAGUUUAUGAUAAGUACUAUUUGCAGAAGAAGAGUUUGAAAAUUUGAUUUGUUGCCAUAAAUCAGACUUAUUUAUUGUAACCUAAAAAUGGUUAAAAUUUCUAAUGAUUUGCGAAACAUAUGCAUGAGGCAAGCAGAAGAUUUAUUUGAUUACUAUUUUGAACCCGAAUUUGAAGAAAAUUUGCCACAGAAAAGAAACUCCAAAGAGUUCAGUGAAGUUCAUUAUGUUCCUCGUAAUUCUCAACUACAAAGAGAUGCAGGAAGAACUCUAAAAUCUGGAAAUAUGAGUGAGAUUGCUGGAAUGACUCCAAUUUUAUCACGAUCUUCUGGAGCUUAUGAUGAAAAUUAUCUUGUUGGAAGUUUGAUAAAAUCUGAUGAUUUUGAUCACCGUUCUGAUGUUGGAGAUCAACGGUUAUUAAAGCCUUGCUUGAUGCCUUAUGAAAUUGUUGAAUAUCAACCUUCUGUACCUACUCAGGAAGGACCUACUCAAGAACAAAUUAAAGAAGUUGCUACCAAAUUAGCAUGUGUUGGAGAUGAAAUUCAAGAAGAAUAUGUGAAAAAAAACAAGCAGUUUUAUUUGGGUGUUGAAAGGAGCCUUGUUAAUUAUAUAACAAGUAGACCAGAGCUCGACUACGAAUUAUUUGCUGUUUACUUAAAUGAUUUGAUUGGAGAGAAUAGAGAUGCAGACGAUUUUAUUGUGCUUUUGAAUAUCAGUAAACGAGUAAUUAUUAAAACAAAGAGUUUGGGAACAAAUGUUUUUAAUUACUUUCGUCGUUUUGUUGGCUCAGCCUUUGCUGAUAGCAUUGCACAAAACAACAACGUGGUUGAAUUUGUGUCACGAGGAUUGAAUAACUAAACAUGUUAUUAGAAACUAAUAAUAAAGUUCUUUUUAAA